AUGAGCUUUACAAUCAAGUCAGAGUUCCAGUCGAGCUUCCAGACCAUCUCCGGCUUCAGCGUCCCUUACGUGAGUCGUAUCUCUGGAGGACUCAAAGCUGGGAAAGCCAUCUUCAUUCAGGGAUCUGUUCCCUCUGGAUGUGAGAGCUUUGUGGUGAAUCUGAAGUGUGGGGAAUCUGAAGGAGAUGACAUUGCCUUUCAAAUCAGGCCACAGUUCAGCAGCAACUGCAUGAGCUGUGCGGGAACUUCUAUCUUUGGGCAGAGUGCAAGUAUGACUUUCGGAGAACAUUCAUCUGUGCUGGGUGGAAGGUGGUCGUUGAUUGGCUCCGAACAUAAUAUGCCUACUAUUAAUCCACAGAUGAGACAUUCAUUGAGCAACCUGGUUCAAAAUCCUAACCUUCCUUAUGUGGCCCCAAUUGCAGGAGGACUGAGAGAAGGCAUGGCCUUGUACUUACAGGGAGUUUUUGCCAAUAAAGCUGGCCAAUUUGAAAUAAAUUUCAAGACUGGGCAAUCUGACAGUGAUGACACUGCUUUCCAUUUUAAUUCUCAACUGGACCAGAAAGUGGUCAUGAACAGCUUCAGGAACAGAAAAUGGGGAACCGAGGAAAGUGUCUCUGACAACCCCUUUAAAAAAGGAGAAACUUUUGAGAUGUUCACUGUCAUCAAACCUAAAGGAUAUCAGGUUUAUGUGAAUGGUAAAGAGAUGUACACAUUCAAGCACCGUAUACCACUGGAAAAAGUGUCAACGUUAAAUAUCAGUGGACAUGUUGUUGUGAGCCUUUUUGGCUUCAUAAACAACUGGAGUGCAUCUUCAUUUCCUCCUACAUUCACCAGUCAGAGCAGACCACAUGGUAAACAUUCCACCAGACAGUCAGAGACCUUACAGCCGGUCCAAAACCCUGUGAGUGACCGAUCGAACUGGAGAGCAUCUGUAUUUCCUACAAAAGUUAGAACAAAAAUCACAACUCUGGGGAGCUCACAUGGGGAUCCUUCCACCGUACAAUCAGAGAUCUUGCAGCCGGUCCAAAACCCUAACCUUCCUUAUGUGGCCCCAAUAUCAGGAGGACUGAGAGAAGGCAUGGCCUUGUACUUACAGGGAGUUGUUCCCACUAAUGCCGAUCGAUUUGAAAUCAAUUUCAAGACUGGGCAGUCCAGCAAUGAUGACAUUGCUUUCCACUUCAACCCUCGAAUGGACCAGAAGGUGGCCAUGAACAGUCUAAUUAAAGGAAGUUUGGGAACUGAGGAAAUUGUCUCUGACAACCCCUUUAAAAAGGGAGAAGCAUUUGAGAUGUUUACUGUUAUGAAAUCUGAAGGAUAUCAGGUUUAUGUAAAUGGUAAAGAGCUGUACACAUUCAAGCACCGUACACCACUGGAAAAAGUGUCAACAUUAAAUUUCAGUGGUGAUGUUGCUGUGAACCUUUCUGGCUUCAUACAAAACUGGAGAGCAUCUGUAUUUCCUACAAAAGUUAGAACAAAAAUCACUACUCUGGGGAGCUCACAUGGGGAUCCUUCCACCGUACAAUCAGAGAUCUUGCAGCCGGUCCAAAACCCUAACCUUCCUUAUGUGGCCCCAAUAUCCGGAGGACUGAGAGAAGGCAUGGCCUUGUACUUACAGGGAGUUGUUCCCACUAAUGCUGAUCGAUUUGAAAUCAAUUUCAAGACUGGGCAGUCCAGCAAUGAUGACAUUGCUUUCCACUUCAACCCUCGAAUGGACCAGAAGGUGGCCAUGAACAGUCUAAUAAAAGGAAGUUUGGGAACUGAGGAAAUUGUCUCUGACAACCCCUUUAAAAAGGGAGAAGCAUUUGAGAUGUUUACUGUUAUGAAAUCUGAAGGAUAUCAGGUUUAUGUGAAUGGUAAGGAGCUGUACACAUUCAAGCACCGUAUACCACUGGAAAAAGUGUCGACAUUAAAUUUCAGUGGUGAUGUUGCUGUGAAACUUUCUGGCUUCAUACAAAACUGGAGAGCAUCUGUAUUUCCUACAAAAGUUAGAACAAAAAUCACUACUCUGGGGAGCUCACAUGGGGAUCCUUCCACCGUACAAUCAGAGAUCUUGCAGCCGGUCCAAAACCCUAACCUUCCUUAUGUGGCCCCAAUAUCAGGCGGACUGAGAGAAGGCAUGGCCUUGUACUUACAGGGAGUUGUUCCCACUAAUGCUGAUCGAUUUGAAAUCAAUUUCAAGACUGGGCAGUCCAGCAAUGAUGACAUUGCUUUCCACUUCAACCCUCGAAUGGACCAGAAGGUGGCCAUGAACAGUCUAAUUAAAGGAAGUUUGGGAACUGAGGAAAUUGUCUCUGACAACCCCUUUAAAAAGGGAGAAGCAUUUGAGAUGUUUACUGUUAUGAAAUCUGAAGGAUAUCAGGUUUAUGUGAAUGGUAAAGAGCUGUACACAUUCAAGCACCGUAUACCACUGGAAAAAGUGUCGACAUUAAAUUUCAGUGGUGAUGUUGCUGUGAACCUUUCUGGCUUCAUACAAAACUGGAGAGCAUCUGUAUUUCCUACAAAAGUUAGAACAAAAAUCACAACUCUGGGGAGCUCACAUGGGGAUCCUUCCACCGUACAAUCAGAGAUCUUGCAGCCGGUCCAAAACCCUAACCUUCCUUAUGUGGCCCCAAUAUCCGGAGGACUGAGAGAAGGCAUGGCCUUGUACUUACAGGGAGUUGUUCCCACUAAUGCUGAUCGAUUUGAAAUCAAUUUCAAGACUGGGCAGUCCAGCAAUGAUGACAUUGCUUUCCACUUCAACCCUCGAAUGGACCAGAAGGUGGCCAUGAACAGUCUAAUAAAAGGAAGUUUGGGAACUGAGGAAAUUGUCUCUGACAACCCCUUUAAAAAGGGAGAAGCAUUUGAGAUGUUUACUGUUAUGAAAUCUGAAGGAUAUCAGGUUUAUGUGAAUGGUAAAGAGCUGUACACAUUCAAGCACCGUAUACCACUGGAAAAAGUGUCGACAUUAAAUUUCAGUGGUGAUGUUGCUGUGAACCUUUCUGGCUUCAUACAAAACUGGAGAGCAUCUGUAUUUCCUACAAAAGUUAGAACAAAAAUCACAACUCUGGGGAGCUCACAUGGGGAUCCUUCCACCGUACAAUCAGAGAUCUUGCAGCCGGUCCAAAACCCUAACCUUCCUUAUGUGGCCCCAAUAUCCGGAGGACUGAGAGAAGGCAUGGCCUUGUACUUACAGGGAGUUGUUCCCACUAAUGCUGAUCGAUUUGAAAUCAAUUUCAAGACUGGGCAGUCCAGCAAUGAUGACAUUGCUUUCCACUUCAACCCUCGAAUGGACCAGAAGGUGGCCAUGAACAGUCUAAUAAAAGGAAGUUUGGGAACUGAGGAAAUUGUCUCUGACAACCCCUUUAAAAAGGGAGAAGCAUUUGAGAUGUUUACUGUUAUGAAAUCUGAAGGAUAUCAGGUUUAUGUGAAUGGUAAAGAGCUGUACACAUUCAAGCACCGUAUACCACUGGAAAAAGUGUCGACAUUAAAUUUCAGUGGUGAUGUUGCUGUGAACCUUUCUGGCUUCAUACAAAACUGGAGAGCAUCUGUAUUUCCUACAAAAGUUAGAACAAAAAUCACUACUCUGGGGAGCUCACAUGGGGAUCCUUCCACCGUACAAUCAGAGAUCUUGCAGCCGGUCCAAAACCCUAACCUUCCUUAUGUGGCCCCAAUAUCAGGAGGACUGAGAGAAGGCAUGGCCUUGUACUUACAGGGAGUUGUUCCCACUAAUGCUGAUCGAUUUGAAAUCAAUUUCAAGACUGGGCAGUCCAGCAAUGAUGACAUUGCUUUCCACUUCAACCCUCGAAUGGACCAGAAGGUGGCCAUGAACAGUCUAAUAAAAGGAAGUUUGGGAACUGAGGAAAUUGUCUCUGACAACCCCUUUAAAAAGGGAGAAGCAUUUGAGAUGUUUACUGUUAUGAAAUCUGAAGGAUAUCAGGUUUAUGUGAAUGGUAAAGGAGCUGUACACAUUCAAGCACCGUAUACCACUGGAAAAAGUGUCGACAUUAAAUUUCAGUGGUGAUGUUGCUGUGAACCUUUCUGGCUUCAUACAAAACUGGAGAGCAUCUGUAUUUCCUACAAAAGUUAGAACAAAAAUCACUACUCUGGGGAGCUCACAUGGGGAUCCUUCCACCGUACAAUCAGAGAUCUUGCAGCCGGUCCAAAACCCU
This is a messenger RNA of Carassius auratus (goldfish), 4147 nucleotides long. RefSeq lists its product as uncharacterized. NCBI's taxonomy places the organism in Eukaryota, Metazoa, Chordata, Actinopteri, Cypriniformes, Cyprinidae. The coding region runs from base 1 to 3999 and encodes 1332 amino acids. Gene Ontology annotation, molecular function: carbohydrate binding. The transcript has 33 exons. The record is from RefSeq and is a predicted model, not a curated record.